AUGACUUGUCCGUCGGAAAGCGAGAAAAUAGUGAUAAACUGUGGCGGGGUUCGCCAUGAGACUUACCGGAGCACCCUAAAGACGCUGCCCGGGACGCGCCUGUCGUGGCUCACGGAACCGGACGCGUUCAGCAACUUCGACUACGAUCCGAAACUGGACGAGUUUUUCUUUGACCGCCACCCGUCCGUCUUCUCCUUCAUCCUCAACUAUUACCGCACUGGAAAGUUGCACUGUCCCAACGAUGUGUGCGGCCCGCUGUUUGAGGAGGAGCUCGCCUUCUGGGGCAUCGACGAGACGGACGUGGAGGCGUGCUGCUGGAUGAACUACCGCCAGCACCGGGACGCGGAGGAGGCGCUCGAUAGCUUCGAGACCCCGGAGCCCGACGCACCGGAGGACGACCCUGCGCUCGGAGGUGCGGACGGGGACUUGAAAAGACUAUGUAUGCAGGAGGACGCCAGGAAAGCGGGCUGGUGGAAGACCUGGCAACCCAAAAUAUGGGCACUUUUUGAAGACCCUUACUCCUCCAAGUACGCCCGGGUGAGUACUCGAGUACUUCUGUGUGUUACUUUAGUUUGCAGCGUGUGGGUGUAG
Molecule: messenger RNA, 591 nt
Organism: Knipowitschia caucasica
Lineage: Eukaryota; Metazoa; Chordata; Actinopteri; Gobiiformes; Gobiidae
Source: the annotation of a GenBank genome assembly